Chondrus crispus (carragheen) is the source of this 519-nucleotide messenger RNA. RefSeq lists its product as hypothetical. The transcript has a single exon. The record is from RefSeq and is a predicted model, not a curated record. Lineage: Eukaryota; Rhodophyta; Florideophyceae; Gigartinales; Gigartinaceae. The coding region runs from base 1 to 519 and encodes 172 amino acids.
AUGAGCAUGUACUGUAUCUCCUCCCAGUGGUACGCGUCCUCGAGCUACCUCAAUCUUCAACGCGAGCAAGCUCCAGCUCGGCAAGCUCCAGCUCGGCCACCGUGCGUCGCGCCCGUUCUCCCCCACUCUCCCCGUUUACGUGUAGGCGCGCCUUCAUGUCGCCGCCGUCAGUGUCCCGCCCAGCAGCGCCACCGCCUCCUUGAGCGCCUCGAUAAAUACGUCCACCUCCUCCCUCGUGUUAUAAACGUACAAGCUCGCCCUCGCCGACGACGCGACGCCCAGUUCGCGAUGCAGCGGCUGCGCGCAGUGGUGCCCGGAGCGCACGGCGACGCCCUCCAAGUCGAGCAUAGUCGCCAAGUCGCUGCUGUGCACGCCGUCGACGUUGAACGCGCACAGGGCUGCGCGCGGGCCGCGCGGCCCGUACACGCGCACCUCCUUCAACGCUGUCAGCCGCUCGUACAGGUACUCGGCAAGCUCCGUCUCGUAUGCGUGCACGCGCUCCAUGCCGAGCCCCUGUAG